Porites evermanni is the source of this 2634-nucleotide messenger RNA. NCBI's taxonomy places the organism in Eukaryota, Metazoa, Cnidaria, Anthozoa, Scleractinia, Poritidae. The record is from the annotation of a GenBank genome assembly.
GUUCCAUAUCCUGUUGCACUGUUUCCCCUCAAUGCCGCCUAUGGUACCAAUGAAAUCAACAACAGGGUAGCCAAUGUGGUCCCUAGUGGAGUUAAUUUAGCUCCCGGGCCCAACGGGGAAAAGGACGGCUCCUACGAAUUUUAUGGAACUUCCUAUAGCUACAUCGAGAUUCCUAACAGCGCCGAGGGACCGUUGGACGUUCUUCACUCCAUGACGAUGCUUUGUUGGGUGUACCACAAUAGCCAAGACGGGCCUCUCUUCAAUUACAAGACCGGCGGGCCCUGGGGAGUACAUCUUUGGGUGGUGGCCGGCAAACUUUUUGUUCGUUUCACAAAACGUGAUUACUCAUUCACUACCGCCCUUCAGCACACCGCUUUAGCGGGUGGAUGGAAGUUUGUUGGCGCAUCGUACGACCGUGGUACCGGUAAUGCAAAACUGUGGGUGAAUGGAGCCGUGGUUCAGACUCUGAACAUUGGAGCAGGACUGAACCUAGCCACUCAGAACAGCAUCAGAAUGGGAGCAAAGAUUGGUGAUGGGAGGUACUUUAAGGGAAGGAUCGCUCAGAUGCAGGUAUACGACAAGGCCUUAAAUCAGGAGGAAAUGUUUGCGAUACAGGAAUUCUCCCGUCGAGUUGUAGGUGAGUAUGUGACCAACUGGAAAAAACGUUCCACAGAAGUAUUUUGUGAUUUAGGUAAUUUGCAAAAUUUGAUAAAACAACUCUUUUGAGAAACACUAAAUUAGAGAUAAAGUGUUCUUACAAAAAAUUCAGCGGGAGAUCAGCGACGCUCAAGCGUGUGUUGAAAUUGAAGAGAAGUGGUACGCUGGUCACACUGGAGCUCUCACAGUGUGAAAGAGACCAUCCACACACACAUUCGAAAAAUUACCCUAAUUCGUGAACAAGGACAGUGAAACUAAGAUUCCACGUCAUUCAAAAUGGCCGUCAUGUUGGUCGCUAUCUCAGGUCUUUCUGAAAGUUCAGAUUGAGUGAAGUGGCGUAGAAACUAAACAAUUGUCAGCUUGAGAUCUAAAGUAUGUUACAGUUCCUUCGCUGCUUUUGGUACUCUUGAUUCGCUGAAGAAAGUGAACUCUGAAAAAGGUAACCAUUUUGGGCGGAGCCUCCCAGCAUAGGCCAUUAUAUGGAGUACCCCGGGGUCCACUGUCAAUUAGGAAAAUGGGUGGAAGAGAACAAGAUGAAGAUGGCAUUUAUCCUUGUUCACAAAUUUUCUGAAUAAGGGCACUGUUCCGGUUUCUAUUGUGUCAGUGUGCGACGGAAAGUAGAGUGAUGAAGGCUUUCCGUGACCAACGAAUUUCAUCAAACGCCUUCUAGACACUGACGACCCAUUAGACUUUUGAUGUCAACGUGCUUUUAGUAUGAUGGAGCAAUUUAUAAAAAACGGAUGUUUGCUAUCACUAACCUCGACUACAAGCUACAACCAGUUGCAAAAAUGUUGAGACACUCCCACGGAAAAACGAUCUUUCUUGCUUCAAAUCGCUCCUGGUCACAGGUCUGUAAAAUAUAAUACUGACCUCCCUCCUCCCUCCCAUUCAAAGUUGUUCCUCCAACUUUUGAGUAUGGUCUUGUAUUGCUAGCAACUUUGAUAAGGGGUGGAGGGGGGAUCACAAGCACAAGAUCAUGGACAGGCCAUUUAUGCCAAAAUACGGUACAGUGUCUCAAGUACUUUUGCAACUGGUUGUAGUUUCGAGGACGAAUAAUAAUAUGGGCUGUUGAGUGGGAUCCUUAGUCUGCAACUAAGCUUCAGUUCACUCCAAAGUGAGUGAAAGGAGAAGAUGCCAAAUCGCGGGUUAAAUAAAAAACAAUUCUAAGGCAAGAUAAAAGGGGUCCCAUACCUGAGAGAGUCUUUAGGAGACUGGUCUAAAGCACAGCUUUUCACAGAUGACAUGUACAAAAUUCAAAGGUUUUUUCCCCCUUCUUUUGACAACUUCUCUUCCUGUGUAGACACAAGUCAAGCCGGUACUAAUGUUUUGUUUCGAUUUUAUCAAGUUCCAAAUCCUGUUGCCCUGUUUCCUCUCAAUUCUGCUUUUGGUACCAAGGAAAUCAAAAACAGAGUAGCCCAAGGGGUCCCUACUGGCGUCACUUUAGCUCCCGGGCCCAACGGGGAAGCGGACGGCUCCUACAAAUUUUCUGGAACGUCCAAUAGCUAUAUCGAGUUUCCUAACAGCGCCGGGGGACCGUUAGACGUUCGUUACUCAUCCAUGACAAUGCUUUGUUGGGUGUACCACAAUGGCCAAGACGGACCUCUCUUCAAUUACAAGACCGGCGGACCCUGGGGAGUACAUCUUUGGGUGGUAGCCGGCAAACUUUUUGUUCGUUUCACAAUACGUGAUUAUUCAUUCACCAUCGCCCUAAUACACACUGCUCUGGCGGGUGGAUGGAAGUUUGUUGGUGCAUCGUACGAACGCGCUACCGGUAAUGCAAAACUGUGGGUGAAUGGAGCCGUGGUUCAGACUCUGAACAUUGGAAUAGGACUGGACCUAGCCACUCAGGACAGCAUCAGGAUGGGAGCAAAGAUCGGUGACGAGAGGCACUUUAAGGGAAGGAUCGCUCAGAUGCAGGUAUACGACAAAGCCUUGAGUCAGGAGCAAAUACAAGCGAUACAGAAGAAGACUCAUGUU